CAUCAGGCAAGCCGAAUUCAAAUGGAAAAUUUUGUUUAUUCUAAUUCGAUUUUCCAACAAAAUAUCUUGCAAAAUAUUCACCCAAUAAUGGUGAUCACACUACAAGACACCGUGUGGAGUCAAACAGCAGAAGAGGUGCAUCUUCGAGUCAUCUUCAGUGGUAAAUUGGAGCACAAGAAGUUGGAUAUUCUCACGCACAGGGAGUUUCUCAAACUCCAUCAUCCUCCCUUAUUUUGUGAAAUUUUCCUAUCCAACCCAAUUGAUACUGUUAAGAGCAAGUGUCGCAUCCUGGAGAAUGAGGUGAGAUUCACACUAAAGAAGCUAGAGAGCCAAGAUUGGGAAACAUUCGAGAAAAUCGCAGAAAAGGCAGAGAAAAUUCAAAUGAAGAGGGACUUUGUAACGGACUUGCACAUGCAACAUGAAGAGGAUGUGAAAGAAAAGGUUCAGCAGAAGGCAAAUGCACGUCAAAAGGACAUGGAAAAGGAGAUCUCAAGAGACGCAGAGAGACAGAAAGAAAUUGAAAAGUUUAACAGAAGCAUUUGCCAGAAAGAAAGUGCGAAAAUUGAGGAAUUGAGGAUUGAGAAACCGAAGAAAACCCGUGCGAUUUGCAUUCCGGAAGUGCGAAAGCAGGGAAACAUUACCGUUGAAUUCACAGAUAGACGUUUUCCCACGCCGAAGCGUGAAUCUCAAGAUCAUUUAGAGCAGGAAUGGAUUAAGAAGCAAUACGAAGCCAGGAAAGUCGUCGGAUUUAUCGAGGAAGAUCUCAAGCCGGAAGAGAGAAAUCCAGAAUGGCUAAAAGAGAAGGCAGCAGACUUCUUCGGGAAGAAGAACUACUUGGGAGCCAUUUCGGCCUAUUCGACAGCCAUUCAACUCACUCCUGAGUGCUAUGAUCUCUUCUUGAACCGCUCAGCUUGCCAAAUGGCAAUGGGAAAUCUGCAGAGAUGCAUCGAGGACUGUUCCAGGGCUUAUGAAUUGCUAACACCAGCCGUCGAAGCGAAUCUCUCUGCGCGAAUUCAGUGUUUGGCGCGCAGAGGAGCCGCUCUCUGCAAACUGGGACUCAUGAGACAAGGUCUGGAUGAACUCCAGGCCGCCCUGAAGCUUAACCCAGCGGAUGAGAAACUCCGCCGGGAUGUUGAAAUGAUAAAACAGAGACUCCUUGAAGACUCCGACACGGAUUAG
Messenger RNA from Phlebotomus argentipes, 1179 nucleotides. RefSeq names its product dynein axonemal assembly factor 4 (gene Dnaaf4). The coding region runs from base 22 to 1179 and encodes 385 amino acids. Gene Ontology annotation, molecular function: protein binding. Gene Ontology annotation, biological process: inner dynein arm assembly; outer dynein arm assembly; cilium movement. The record is from RefSeq and is a predicted model, not a curated record. The transcript has 2 exons. NCBI's taxonomy places the organism in Eukaryota, Metazoa, Arthropoda, Insecta, Diptera, Psychodidae.